Malassezia japonica is the source of this 2634-nucleotide messenger RNA. RefSeq lists its product as uncharacterized. The coding region runs from base 1 to 2634 and encodes 877 amino acids. The record is from RefSeq and is a predicted model, not a curated record. The transcript has a single exon. Lineage: Eukaryota; Fungi; Basidiomycota; Malasseziomycetes; Malasseziales; Malasseziaceae. Gene Ontology annotation, cellular component: chromatin; nucleus. Gene Ontology annotation, biological process: regulation of DNA-templated transcription; chromatin remodeling.
AUGGUCGAUACUGAACACCAGGCGAGCGUGCCUGCCGAUGCACGCCCGACAGAGGUGCCGGCCUCCGCUACCACCGGUGGCGAGGAGCCGGAAGUGCUCGCUCCCCCACACCCCGUGCAGGCACCUUCGGGCGUGUCAGUGCCUGCCUUGGAAACGGCAUCGGAGCCGAUCAAAACGGACACGACGCUGCCGACUGCACCUGCGGAGAUGAUGCUGGGAGGCAUGCCGCCCGCGAACGUCGGCAUUCCCCCCGAGUCGGUGCCUGGCACGACGAGUUCGAUUGCGGCGCCGGCCGACGAGGGUACGGGCGAGGUGGAGAAGGCAGAGGAGGCCAGGGCGGAGGUGGCCAGGGCGGAGGUGGCCAAGACGGACGAGGUCGCGACUGAAGCCAAGCCUGACGAGCCCAAGCCUGACGAGCCCAAGCCGGAGGAGCCCAAGCCGGAGGAGCCCAAGCCGGAGGAGCCCAAGCCGGAGGAGCCCAAGCCGGAGGAGCCCAAGCCGGAGGAGCCCAAGCCGGAGGAGCCCAAGCCGGAGGAGCCCAAGCCAGAGGAGCCCAAGCCAGAGGAGCCCAAGCCAGAGGAGCCCAAGCCAGAGGAGCCCAAGGCAGACGCCCCCACGGUAGAGCCUACGCCCUCCGCCGACGCCCCCACAAAAGAGACACCGUCAGCGUCUCAGCCCACGGCCACGGCCACUUCCACUCAGCCUGCAGCGGAGGAUGGCCUGACUCAUAUGGAAAUGGCCAUGCCGCAUGUAAAGUAUGCCCAAAACACGAUCCGAUCGCUCAAGUCGCGACGAGAGGCCGCCGCGUUCUUGCAGCCUGUGGACCCGAUCGCGCUCAACAUCCCCCAUUAUACCCAGAUCAUUACUCACCCCAUGGAUCUCGGCACGAUCGACCAGAAACUGGCGCUGACUGCGUUCCACCUGAAAGGCCCUCCGGGCUCCCAGAACCGCAUGUCGGACAAGUUGAAGCAGGCAGUCGACUCUGGCAAGCUUAAUAUGGAGCAGGACCAGUACAAAUACGUGGACGAGUUUGAGCGCGACGUGUUCCUUGUCUUUGACAACUGCAAGCGCUUCAACGGCGCGGAACACAUCUUUACGAAGAACGCCGAAGCACUCCGCGGCGUCUUUGAGAAGCAGCGCAAAGGCCUUGCGUCGGCUGUUGCCGUCGCAAACGAGGCGAACGCGAACGAGGCCAAGCGUCGUUCGUCGUCUACGCUGCCGACGAUUCGCCGCUCGUCGUCCAACGGCGGCCGCCCCAAGCGCGAGAUCCACCCCCCAGCGAACCGCGACUUGCCGUGGACCGAGGAGCACCUGCACCCCGCGUCGAAGCGUGCGAUCCUCAACCGCCACGGCAAGAACGGGCAGCUGACGCCGCGCGAGCAGGCGUACUGGUCCAAGGUCAUCAACGACGAGCUCAAGUUCUGUGUGCGCGUGAUUGACGACCUGCUGAAGCCUGCGCACCAGGAUCUGGCGUGGGUCUUUUACGAUAUCCCCGCCAAGGACUUUGACUGGGCGCCCGCGUACUACGCGACGAUCAAGAAGCCGAUUGCCCUCACGCCGAUCCAGCGCAAGCUCAAGACCGGCGGCUAUGCGGACCUCGCUGCGUUUGAUGCGGACAUGCAGCUGAUGUUUAACAACUGUUUCACGUUCAACCCCCCCGACUCGGACGUGUACGUGAUGGGUGCGCGCCUCAAGGACGUGUACGAAGGCAAGAUGCAAAAGAAGCCCGUACCUCCCCCGCUGGAGCCCGAGGAGGAGAUGGAUGUCGACGAUGACGAUGAUGAGGACGAGGACCUGGACCCGGAGGAUGCGAACGCAGUGCUUGUGCAGCAGCUGCAGCGCCAGAUUGCCGAGCUCGAAGGCACCCUCGAGACUUUGGAAAACUCCAAGUCGAAGAACCCUGUGCUAAUCACCUCGACGCGCGUCGCGCUGAACUCGGUGCAGGCUGCGCUGGCCGGUGCGAUGAGUGUGAGCGGCAUGAUGGGCAAGAAGGGCAAGAAGCGUUCGAACGCCGACGUCCACGGCUCGGCCAAGAAAGGCAAGAGCAAAGGCGAACCGAAGAAGAAGGCCAAGAAGGCCAGCGGCUCGCCUGCGCCGCGCAAGCGCUCGGCCGGCAGCGACGAGGAGGACGUGCGGACCGUCACCUUUGACCAAAAAGAGGAGCUUGCGGCGAAGAUCACCGAGCUCACCGACGAGCGUCUCGAGGGGGCGAUCCGCAUCCUCAACGAGGACAAGCCCCCUGGCCAGCAGGGCGGUGAGGACGACGAGAUCGAGCUCGACAUUGACGAGCUGUCGCCCCAGACGCUGUACAAGCUGUACAAGUACGUCGUGCGUCCCAAGAAGAAGAACCAGCCGGAGCUCGGCCCCAACGGCAAGCCGGCGCCCGCUUCGGCCCCGAUCGACGGGCGGAAGCGCGGCACGGGCGGCCUGAAAAAGAAGAACCUGGACGAGACGGAGGAGGCGGAGCGCAUUGCGCGCCUCCAGCAGCAGCUCCAGCAGUUCAACGACCCCGAUCACACGCCGAAGCCCGCGACGCCCGCCGAGGCAGAGGCGAGCAGCAAGCACGACGACCUUGUCCAGUCCGACUCGUCGUCAGGCGAGGAGGAGAGCGACAGCGACAGCGAUAUGGACUAG